GGUGGCUGCACAGUAACAAUGAAUAAGGUCAAACAUGGUGAAUAAAGGAAUGCAGGUACUGUUUACAGUAUAUCAAGUUACAAUUGCAAUUAUACACACUAGCAUUUACCACCCUAUUUUUUGGGCUAACUGUUGCAAAUCAAGGAAACACUUUUACUAGAAGUGAUGUCUAAUCUCUCAGUCAAAGAUUUGAAGACAGAAACAGGAGUAACAGACUAUCAAUUGAAACAAAAAUGUCAGGACGAACACUUAAGAAAAAUUUCACUAUAUGUCGGAGGAAAACGCCAUAAUCGCCAUGAUUUGGUCACUAAAUUUGGCUUGCUCCCUGCUCUCAUAACUGGGAUUCAAAAUGAUCCCUCAUUGUCGUUUGCCCAACAAACACAGAAAAUGUUCACGUGUUGGAGAGAUAAUAACAUGAAUGCUACUUACUUGGAGUUUGUGCAAGUUUGCCUUGAGCUUGGCAAUGGGGACCUGGCAAGUAAAAUAGGGUGUCAAAGAUCUACCAUUUCCUGAAGCGACAACACCAGGUACCGAAGUCAAAGAGAUUCCACCAGCAAGCACUCUGCCAAAGACAGAGGGGAUGCAGAUGUUUUGCACCACUGACGAUGAAAAACUGGAGCAGGUUGACCCAGCUGAUGCCUCCAACAUCCCAACAGAUGCUCAGGGUGGCUUGUUGUGGGAUGUGAAGCAAGUUCCAGAGCUGAAAGUUCAUUUUUUGAACCCUGAAAUUCUCACGAAAAAUAAUUGGACAUGUGGGCAUAGCCAUGAUCAACUGACAGCCAACAAUGUGCUUGACUGGGCCACUAUCUGGAAUAACCGUGCUGAAAGCUACCCACUGAUUGCUGAUGAGCUAGCAACAAAAGAAAACGCUCAUAUCCGUGUGGAAUUUACCAGUGACAAGAAAGUGAUAUCAUGGUCAAAGGUUGGAACCGCAGCCACCUGGCAAACUGACAAGAAGAAACCAACGAUGGUGCUGAACUUGUAUGGCAUGGCAAAAGCUGAACAGAGAAGCAUGGUGACUCAUGAGUUUGGCCAUGUUCUGGGACUGGAUCACGAGCAUCAGCGAUCCGAUUUCUGGGAUGUGCUGGAAUCAAAAGAUGAGGAGGAAGGAUAUCGAUUUAUUAUUGGGAAAAGGCAAAUGAAGAGUGGAGAUGGUGGGCGUUGCCAGCGAGCUUGUGAUGCAGUGUUCAGAGCUAAGCUGAAGGAGCCAUCCGAAAGAAAAGAAUCCUGUUACGAUUCUGACAGUAUUAUGCACUAUUGGUUUGACAAAAACUGGUUGUUGCCGGAGUAUCAGGAAAGUGCAAAUGUGGCUAAGGUUAGGAACGAGCGGGAGAGGAAGGUGCUAUUGGGAGUUCAUAAACGUGACUACCACAAUGGGAAUCUGGCAGAAAAACCAUCCAAGCUGGACUAUGAGACAUUAAAUAGGGCAUAUGAAAUACCAAGUGGGCUACCUCCACCAGAUGCUGCUACUGCUCCUCCAACCACUUCCCAGAAAGAGGAAAUACCGAUGUUUUGUACCACUGACGAUGAGAAAUUGGAGCAGGUUGACCCCGCUGAUGCCUCCAACAUCCCAACAGAUGCUCAAGGUGGGGUAGCACGACGCCACUUGCUAUGGGAUGUGGAGCAAGUUCCAGAGCUGAAGAUACAUUUCUUGAAUGACGAAAUUCUUGAGGACGAGCACUGGAAAUGUGGGCAUGCGGGUCCCUUAACAGUCGACACUAUCCUGGCUUGGGCUGCUGUCUGGAAUAGCCAUGCUGACAACUACCCACAGAUUGCUGAGGGACUAGCAACAGAGGAAAAAGCCCAUAUCCGUGUGGAAUUUCGAAGUACAUGGAAAGGGAUCUCGUGGUCAAAGGUUGGAACCGCAGCCACCUGGCAAACUGACAAGAAGAAACCAACGAUGGUGCUCAACUUGUAUGGCAUGGCAAAAGCUGACCAGAGAAGCAUGGUGAUUCAUGAGUUUGGCCAUGCUCUAGGACUGGAUCAUGAGCAUCAGCGAUCUGAUUUUUGGGAUGUGCUGGAAUCAAAAGAUGAGGAAGAAGACUAUCGAUUUAUUAUUGGGAAAAGGCGAAUGAGGAGUGGAGAUGAUGGGCGUUGCCAGCGAGCUUGUGAUGCAGUGUUCAGAGCUAAGCUGAAGGAGCCAUCCGGAAGAAAAGAAUCCUGUUACGAUUCUGACAGUAUUAUGCACUAUUGGCCUAGCCGCGGCUUAUAGAUCUCUUUCACUAAGUGUUCCACUAUCUCCCUGCAUGGUGAUACAUUCUUGUAUUACCUGAGCCCGGCUGAUUGUAUCAGUUGCGAUAUUCUCCGGUUGUCUUCAAGGAAAGCUCCUCUCUCUAGUAUUUUGAAUUUUGAUGUUAAGCUUCAUAUCAAAUAAAAGCGAGCAGAAGCUAAAAAGCUCGAACCAGCACGUAUACAGGCGGCUUUGUCUCGAGACUGUAGACUCACUAAACUCAAAUGAACGCCGAGGGUUUGCACUUCAGUUGUAUACAUGGUUUCACAGUAAAAGGAUCUGGUGCAGUGUAGUGAAAAUCGAUGUUCACUAUACAUGCAUGCAUGGUUUAAAUUGCAACUUGAGUGGAUGGUGUAAAU
Messenger RNA from Halichondria panicea, 2589 nucleotides. RefSeq lists its product as uncharacterized. Gene Ontology annotation, molecular function: metalloendopeptidase activity. The record is from RefSeq and is a predicted model, not a curated record. The coding region runs from base 581 to 2212 and encodes 543 amino acids. The transcript is spliced from 12 exons. Lineage: Eukaryota; Metazoa; Porifera; Demospongiae; Suberitida; Halichondriidae.